AUGACCCCAGGUGACCCCAGCCAGAGUGGAAGUUCCUUGAGGGCAUGGACCCCAUUGUGCAUGUCUAGAACCUCCCUCAGUGCCCGGCAGUGUUUGUGGUUGGUUAAGUGGAUAGGAGAUCAUAUUUUUAGCUUUUUUCCACAUUUGUUUCUUCUUCCUGCACUUGCUUACAUUACAUCUUCCACUCAACAACAGGCACCACCCAAUGGGCUUCCCAUGAACUCUUCUCUUGGGCUCACCAGCCCAGACAGUCCCUGGUUUGUUGAAUGCAUGGCUUUCAUUUGUGAAACUUGCCUGUGA
Rangifer tarandus platyrhynchus (Svalbard reindeer) is the source of this 300-nucleotide messenger RNA. NCBI's taxonomy places the organism in Eukaryota, Metazoa, Chordata, Mammalia, Artiodactyla, Cervidae. The record is from the annotation of a GenBank genome assembly.